UGUUUUUGUAUGCGUUUUGGUUGAGACAAUUGACUCCUAUUUUCAUUUAAUUGUUUCAAUUAUUACUGAAAUUAACACUAAAUUCACAAUCAAUUGACAAAUUGUGGUCACAUUUCAAGCAUUUGCUUAAAUGUAUGAAAAUAUUGUGUGAAAUAUGUUAUCAAAUGUAAGCCUUAAGAAGUAUUUGGCGAUACUUUGUGUCACUUUUUCGGUCAUUUAUAUCAAAGUUGAGUGCCAUAUCGGCCAGUCGUGUAAUCUGAUUGGUCUCUGUCUGCCAAUCAGUGCCCAUAUAUUCUGUGACAAAGAAAAUAUAUGUCGGUGUAAAAAGGAGUACCCCAUCGAAGUGGGGCCCCACACAUGCCUCGCACCCAAACGGGUCGGCGAUCGCUGUUCACAUCCAGAGGAAUGCCUUUAUUAUGACAAGAGUUCGCAUUGCAAUCAAAGCCCGUAU
Medioppia subpectinata is the source of this 451-nucleotide messenger RNA. The record is from the annotation of a GenBank genome assembly. NCBI's taxonomy places the organism in Eukaryota, Metazoa, Arthropoda, Arachnida, Sarcoptiformes, Oppiidae.